This is a messenger RNA of Ceratina calcarata, 475 nucleotides long. RefSeq lists its product as uncharacterized. Lineage: Eukaryota; Metazoa; Arthropoda; Insecta; Hymenoptera; Apidae. The record is from RefSeq and is a predicted model, not a curated record. Gene Ontology annotation, molecular function: nucleic acid binding; zinc ion binding. The transcript has a single exon. The annotation marks the transcript as partial.
AUGAAUGGUGGAUUACUCCUCGAAAUUCCUAAGAAGGGCGAUGGCGAGGUGGGUCUCAAGCUGAUGAACAAAAUCAGUUCCCUAUUCUCCUCAGGCGACGUUAACAUUUCUUGUCCUAAAAAGUACAAAGAACUUCUCAUAACGAAUCUGGACUUAGCUUCUUCCCAUCAAGAAAUCAAUAACACGUUACGCACCAUAUGUGGAGAUAAUGAAAGCUUCAUAUUGGGCCCAGUUCGACCCAAUGCGAGGGGAACAGCCACAGUAUGGUGCAAAUGCGAUGAAACUGCAGCAUUCAAACUAAUAUCGAAACAAUCUGCGCUGAUUGGUUGGUCCACUGCCAGAUUCUUACCCCUCGAGAACAGACCCAUCCAGUGUUUUAAGUGCUGGAAUUUCGGACACGUCCGGAAUAACUGCACUUCUGAAAUCGACAUGAUAGACUGGUGUUACAAAUGUGGUAACCAAGGGCACCCAUCCA